GGUUGGCCAGGGCUAAUGAAUUAAAAGCCUUGAACUCUUCUGCUCUGUCACUUUUUUUUUUUCUUAAGCCUCUGUGGGGAGAAUGAUCCCUGGAGCAUAGCACGCCAUUAAAUGCUCAGCGUGAGGGAGGAAAAGGCAGAAGAAGCAGCCAGGAGGCAAAGCAGAGAGAGAGAAGUCCCUUGGGGGAAACAAACCUUAUUCCAAUUGCAGGUAGCCCUAUGCCUGUCCGACAGCUGUCCGAGUCUCUCAGCCGGGCCUGUCAGUGGACUGCUAUGUAGCAGGUGCUCCUUUUGCUUCUAUUCCCUCUUUCCUUCAUAAAUCCAAAGAGCAGCCAAGGCAGCGGCUGUGACCCAGGAUUAACCAAGGGCACCGCACACUCGGCCGAGUGAGAUUUGACCGCCGUGAAUAUCUGUCCAACGCCCGUGGUCUAUUUCAGAAACUUCUUAGCCACACCCAUAACCCACCAAGCCCUGCCCACUGUCCGGUUCCCAAGCCAGGACUGUCAUUUGAAAUCUCAAGACCAUCGGGAGCUAUACAGCAUUUAGGAUAGAGAAAGACAAAUUCGGCGGCCACAUGAUCACCACAGCAAGGAUACCUGCUGAUAAACCUGUACGAAUCUCCUUCAGUCUUAAUGACGCCACAGAUGCAUCAUCGUCAGAGAAUAGCUUCCCUUUGGCUUUUCCAGAUCUAGAUCAGCAGCUUCAGCCCCUUCCACCAUGUAAUUCUUCAAAAGAAUCCCUACAGGUGUUCAAACAGCACUGCAAAAUAGCGGAGGAAUAUCAUGAAGUGAAGAAGGAAAUUGCAGCUCUGGAGGAGAGAAAAAGAGAACUGAUUGCAAGACUGGAUCAAGUAGAAAAGGAGAAUGUGGAUGCCGUGCACUUAGCUCAGGAAUACGAGGACCUCUCUAAGGAGAACCAGAGCCUUAACUUAGCUCAUGCCCGAUGCAAAGAGCAACUGGAGAAACUGAGAAUACUGUAUCAGAAGAGGCAGGGCUCUUCCUAACCGGGCUGGGAUGGUAAAUAAAAUGCUCUGAUGAAAUGAAAGUCAUACUGACACAUAGGAACCCCUGGUGGAUCCCAAAGACCCUCAUGGACUCAAUGGGGACACUGUUACUUCUUUGCUCCAUUUCUUCUAUUCUGUAUCUGCCUAUAUGAAAGCAAACGUUGGCUUUGUUGCCGUGGGUAACUAGUCUGGGUGCAAAUGGUUGACCUUAUACUACAUCUGCUCGGCUUAAGGUUGCCGCACUCUUGGCACCGGGCAAUAUUGAGCUGUAGUUAGAGAUUUGAGGUGACUCCCACAAAGAGACACCAAGGCUACAGCCUGAUGCUGCCCUUGGCCGUUCAUUUCUUGUAACUGCUGUAUCUCCUAAACGAACCAUUAGGGAAAAGAACCCCCCCCCCCCACAACCA
This is a messenger RNA of Xenopus tropicalis (tropical clawed frog), 1409 nucleotides long. It is a transcript of the gene map3k7cl, whose product is annotated as MAP3K7 C-terminal like. Lineage: Eukaryota; Metazoa; Chordata; Amphibia; Anura; Pipidae. The coding region runs from base 574 to 1002 and encodes 142 amino acids. The transcript has 6 exons. The record is from RefSeq and is a predicted model, not a curated record.